UGACGUGACGCGCGAGUGUGUGUGUGUUUUGAUGUGUGUUGGCGCGUGGGCCAGUGUGUGUGUAGCUGAAUGUGGCUGCGAAUUGUUGUCAAACCAAAAAUAUACAUACAACAAAAGCCAGCGUGGAAGCAGCAACAAACAAAACACCACAACACAGCAGAAAUAGCAAUACAAAAAUAAGCAUAAAUUAUUUAAUAACAACAACAACAAGUUGUCCAAAGGAAAAGAAAGCCAACAGUCAGUCGCGUGCAGUGCAAAAUGUCUCUCUCGUUUGAGUGUGUGUGUGUUGAGUGUAUAGAAUUGAAUAAGCAGUGGCACACAGCAAGAGGAAAUAGGCAAGAAGUAGUUUAGUCCAAGCAGCAACAAGAGAAACGGAACUGUCAAAUACGAAGAAGUAGCGGGCCAACAACUGCCGCACAAAUGAAGCAAUCAAAUUUUGUAUAAUUUUUGCACAAGCCAAAAUUUGUCUGUACCCCCCACUACCCCCCACACCACCCUCUACAACAAAACAGCAGCACAGGGAGCAUAAAUCUUUUGCCAAUGAGUCGCAGACAGUCAUUGGAUCGACCAGGAAUAUUGUCUCCUCCGGGUCCGUUUCUGACGCCCAGCCCAUCGCCAUCGAUCUCAGCUAGCCCACGUCUGCAGCCAUCGCCAUCGCUAUCGCCGUUCCCACAGGAUGUGGUGCUCGUAGCCAGUGGCAGUCAAGUAAACGCCAACAGCAAUCCCCAGGACCACGAGCGCAAGGCGGCGACGCCUGGCAGGCGACAGUCCAUCCAUCAGUUCGCAAAUGGCAGCCCCAAUGCUGGAACCGUUGUCUUCCAGCCGAGCCCCUCGCAGUCACCGGCGGCCGCUGCCACGACGGUCAUCGGCGUGACGAGUGGUGGCCUUAUCGCCGCCUCAGGAGUGGGAUCAGGCAAUGCCAUAGGAAACGAGCUUAAUGCCACCCUCGUGGGCUCCAAUAAUAUCCAGCUGAAUAAGAAGGGCAAUAAACGUCUCGGCCAGCAUCAGCAGCAGCUGGGACACCAGAUAUUCAGCAGCCAGGCCGUUGCGCCCACCUCCAUCAGCAGCGUAGGGACAGUAGCCGGCGGCUAUGGGCAACAACUCAAUGCCACGGCCAUCAGCAUCAGCAGUACGCCCACUUCGUUUGCGACGGCAAACGUGGUCAGCAGCGGGUCCAAGAAUCAGGCGAAGAAGACCGCCCAGACCACGGUGGUGAGCCAUCAGCAGCAGCAGUUCCAUCACUACCAGAGCAGCAGUCCCCUGAUAGCGGACAGCCCCAUCCCGAGUCCGAGCAACGCCAUCGCGGCGGCCUCCAUUAAGCCGCCAACGCCCCAGCCCCAGCAGCAGCAGCAUUCGCAGCCCAUGCAGAUGCUGCCCCAGCAGUUUACCAUCACCGGCGGCGCCCAGCAGCAUCCGCACCAGCAGCAGGCCACGCAGCAAGUGUUCCAGUUCAUCCAGGGGCCGCAGGGCCAGCUGAUAGCCACCACCACCACCACCCAGCAGCAGCAGCAGCCACAGCCGCAGCAGGUGCAGCAGCAUCACCAGCAGCAGCACCAUCAGCAGCAGCACCAUCAACAGCAGCCACAGCAGCGGUUUGUGAGCAGCAAUGCAGGGCUCGGGCUGUCCACAAAGUCCGGGAAGGCGCCGCAGCAGAUUCUGCCCAAGCCGCAGCAGGAGCUGCUGCAGCAACAGCAGCAGCAGGGCAAGGCCAAGGGCUCCAAUGGAGGGCAGAUCUCACAGUCGCCGCAGCAGCAGCACCAGUCCACGAAUCCCGGCCAACAGCAGCAGCAGCAGAUCCUUUUGCCUGCUGCUGGGAACCAGCACCAGCAGCUGCUCCUCAACCAGAUGCCCGUCCUGGUGCAACAGAAUCCCCAGGGGGUGCAGCUGAUCCUGCGCCCGCCCACGCCGCAGCUUACGGCGGCGCCCUCGCUGGUCAUCCAGCAGAAUGGACGCGGUCAGCCGCAACUGUCGCAGCCGGCCCAGCAGCAGCUGCUGCGCAUUGUCGGAACGAAUGGCGCCACCAUGCAGCUGGCUGCGGCGCCCACCUUCAUCGUGUCCUCGCAGGCGAACCUCAUCCAGCAGACGGCGACGGGCGGCCACUUCCAGAGCGCCAUCAAGACGGGGACCCAGCUGUCGGGCCUGCAUGCGGCUCUGGCCCAGGCACAGGCCCAAGCACAGGCCCAGGCGCAGGCGCCACGAUCUCAGCCGUUUGCCACGACGGCCACCCUGAACACACAGCUCCUGGGCCAGAGCGUGGCCCAACAGCUGCAGAACCUCCAGCUGGCGGCCGCCGCUCAAAUCCAGAUGCCCAACGGCCUGACGGCCAUCUCCCAGCUGCCCGCCCACCUGCAGCAGAGCCUCAGCGGGGCCACCAUCAAUCUGAACCAGCUGAACGGGGCGCACAUCCAGCAGAUAGCCACCGCCUUCCAGCAGCCCCAGCCACCGGGAUCCAAUGGCCCCACGAAUGGCAGCGGUAGCGGCGGCAGCAACCCCGUCGGCCAGGGCGACAUCUUCACCCAAUCCUCGCCCGCCCAUGUCCCGGUGGCCGUCACGCCGGAGCCCCUGCGGCAGUCCACCCCCGUGCCGGUCAUGCAGCACCAGCAGCAGGCGGCCAUGGCCACCAUCCAGCUGCAGCAGCAGCAGCAACAGCAGCAGCAGGCCCAGAUCCAGCAGCUGCAGCAUCAGCUGCAGCAGACGCAGUCGCAGGUGCAGCAGGCCCAGCAGCAGCAUGCCACCACGGCCACCGCCACAGUGGUUGUGGCCGCAGCUUCGACUCCAGCUCCGGCGGAGCCCAAGAAGAAGCCGCGACCGCGAAAGAAGAAGCCCACGGCAGCGGCAGCAGCGGCUGCUGCAGCGGUUGCAGCAGCAGCGGCGGCGGCAGCGGCCGAUCCUCCUCCGCAGAAGAUAGCCAUAGCCGCCGCGCCCACUGCGACACCCUCCGCUCCGCAGACGACAGUGCGCUCCAAGUCGCCAUCGCCGCCGCCCACGCACAUCCAGAGGAGCAGCAACGGGAAACUGGACCUCGGGGACGUAAUGAAGUUCUGCGGCAUCACGGGCGACGACGAUGAUGACGAGGACUAUGGCGUGGGCAUGGACACGGGCAGUGAACAGCAGCAGCAGCAACAGGAACCGCAACAGCAGCAACAGCAGCAGCAGCAGCAGCCCGGCUCCAAUGAUAUCAUGAUCUCUAUACCGAACCAAAACGGCAGCGAUGGCAUGCCCUUUACGCUGACGAUACCCGCGCCACAGCCACACGGACAGUCGCUGCCGUCAAACGAAUCCACCGAAAUACCAAAUAUCCUCAUUAAGAUUGAUCCCAGCGAUCCCUCAGCCGGUGCAGGUGCAGGCGCAGGAGCCCUGACCUCCACACCGUUUACCCUGUCCACGCCGCGGCUGCCGACGGCCGAGGAGAUCCAGAGGCAGGCCCAGCAGCAUCUGGCGCAGCAGGCAGCAGCAGCCGCUGCCGCAGCAAAGAUUACUGCGGGAACAGCGCCCACCAUUAGCAUAAGCCUGCCGCUGCAGCCAACGCCCAACGCUCCUGCGACCGCCCAACCGCCCACUGGGACACCCAUUGCCGUGACGCUGACCUCCUCGGGCUCUGCCACGGCAGCAGUGAAGCCACGAAGGAAGCCCGCGGUGCGGCGGAACACCAAGAAGUCAGAGGCUGCACCUGCCUCAAUUUCAAUGAGCAGCAGCAACCACUCGACGAGCGGCAGCACCACAACGAUCAGCAGCAGCCUGAGCGGCGGCAGCAGCAGUAGCAUGUCCACCACCAUCAACACGAUCACCCUGACGACACCCACAACGACACCCGUUCCAGUGUCGCUGUCGCUGCCUCUACCAGCCCACAGCAGCAGCAGCAGCAGCACCAUGAGCACCAUGAGCUCCAGUUCCACUCUGAUGCUGGCCCAUGGCCUGGGCGGCAGCACCACAACGACCGUCCCGAGUCAGAUCGGGAACAUACAGAUCUCCCAAGUGCAGAACCAUCACCAGUCGGGGGUUCCUCUGAACAGUGCUGUGGUGGAGAACAAGAUCCAGAUAAUGCCCAUCAUGCCGCCAGGAGCCACUGUGAUGGGGGGAACGCCACAGCCACAGCAGCAGCAACAGCAGCAGCAUCAACCACAACCCACCGCCAAUCAUCAUCAUGCCACGCAGUUGGUCUUCCAGGGAUCCUCUUCGAUGGCCAGUGCAGAAUCGCACACAACCAUCAAGAUGUCCAACGACGGGCGGCAGAUGCAGCUGGUGGCCAUACCGCAAGCCACGCCCCCAGCCACAGGCAGUGCCGCCUCACAGACGACAGGCACAGCCGUGAUGACCGCGGGGGGAGCCACCAUUAUGGCGCCGCAGCUAAAUGUGGGUGGCCUGCCGGUGGGAUCGCCAGCCUCGGCUGCGGCCCUGGUGCCGCAGCUGACGGGCAGCCUCACGCUGGCCGUUUCGGAGCAGUGCGAGCGCCUGAUACUGCGCCAUGAUCCCAACAAUCCGCAGGACCAUCAGUCGCAGCUGAUCCUGCAGGCCCUGCUCAAGGGGGCGCUGCCCAAUGUGACGAUCAUCAAUGAGCCAGCGAGGAUGCCGAUGGAGUCCAGCAAGCAGCAGGCACAGCAGCAGCCACAGAUACAUUUACAACAGCAGCAGCAGCAGCAGCAGCAUCCACAGCAGCAGCAGCACUUGAUCAAAGUAUCAGCGGCAGCAGCGCCCAAAAUAGAGGUCAAAGUGGCCAACAAUCGGAAGCCGCCCAACAGCAUAACCAUGAAACCACCACCGACAUUGCCUCCGGCGGCGGCCCCAAAGACCGCCACCCACGAAGUGCUGUCCUUUCCCCAGAUGUCGCUCAACAGUCAAGUGCUCAUCCAGCAGCAGCCACAGUCACAGCCACAGCCACAGCCCCAACAGUCGCCUGUUGCUCCUCCUCCUGCUGCUGCUCCUCCAGCAGCGUCAGCACCCGCAGCCGCCACCAACAAUGGACAACAGCGAUACAUUGCCCUGCCACCGAUCGAUCCUUCCACGCAGCAGCUGUUCUGCCUGAACAGCGUCACGAAUCACAUCACGGCCAUGAGUGCCGGCCAAACUACCGCCUCGAUUGGACCCACAGAGCGGCUGCUGAUCGCACCGGCGGGCAUCAAUGCCCAGCAGCUGGCGCAGUGCCUCCAACUGGGGCAGCUCCACUUCAACGAUGUGAAUCCGAUGCCGGCCCAGCAGGCAGCGGCAGCGGGAGCAGGGACAACGCUGCCGUUGAGGCCGCAGCCGCCGCAGCAGCAGAUCGUGCACCCGGUCCAGCCGAUCAGCAACGGACUGGCCAUCACAACGACAGCCAGCUCCACGCUAACGACGACCACCAGCACCACCUCGACCACCACCACGGUGACGAAACAGGUGGCCAAUGUGGCGCCUAUCAUUGACCAGAGCAAGGCGAAGCUGGAGCCCGCUAAGGCGGGGGGACCGGCCACCAGCAGCACGGGGGCUGUGGUGAAGAAGAAGCCUGUGCGCAAGCCCAAGGCCACGCCCACAGCCGCCGAGCUGGCGAUCCUCAAGAACGCGGGGGUGGUGAAGCCCAUGCCGAAGCUGGAUCCGCUGUCGCAGAAGCCGAACAACAAUCCCGUGCAGAUCGUGCAGCCGAAUGUGGCCAGCGGCAAGCAGAUGAUUGUCAUCGGCAGCUCCGGCGGUGGACAGACCACGACGACCACAACCACGACGAUGAGCACCAGCAUCCAGCCGUUUCAGACGACCAGUGGCACGAAGCUGGUGGGCGUCACAGCGCCCAUGCAGCAACAGCAGCCGCAGCCAGCGACAGCGAUCCUACAGCAGCAGCAGCAACGGACGAGCUUCAGCCUGACGGCCACCACGGGGGCUAUCAAUCAGGGAGCCACUGCGGCAGCACCGCCGGUGGUCAAUCAACUGCAGAUGCAACAGCAACAGCAACCCCAACAGCAGCAGCAGCAGCAGCAGCAACAACAGCCACAGAUCCAACAGCAAACGACACAGAAACAGCCGCCACCUCAACCGAACACCGUGUCCCGAGUGCAGACGAUCCAGCUGACGCCCCAGAUGCAGCAGGUCUUCAAGCAGGUGCAGAUGCAGAUCCAGUUCCUGACCUUCAAGCUUCAGAACAAGACCUUUCUGCCGACGAUGAGUCCCUCGCAGGAGAUGGACACGGCCACGAUAGCCGCCUACAACAAGCCGAUGAGCGAUGCGGAGAUCAAUCUGACGCUGCAGCGGCUCUUUGCGGAGCAGCACCGCAUCCUGGCCUCCGGCAAGGAGGUGCCCACAACGCUGCCGACAGCCAACGGGAACUUCAAUUUGAUUCCACAGGCAGUGCAGCAGCAGCUGCAGCUGCAGGCCGGCCCAGAGCCCCUGAAGACGGCGGCCUCCAUCUCGAUACCGGCCAAUGUGGUGCAGCCGAACAAUCACUCAUCCACCGCCACCACCACAGCUGUGGCAGGAGGAGGAACCGGAGGAACAGUGGCGGUUGUGCAGCAGCCACAGCCACAGCCGCAGAACAUUACCCAGCGCAUCCACAUCUAUCCGAUGCAGCACCAACAGCAGCAGCAGCAGGUCAACAAGCAGAAGCAGCAGCAGGCGCAGGCUCAGCAAAAGGCAGUCGCCACGAACAGCAGCAUGCCGCAGCAAUUGGCACAACAGGAACAGCAGCAACAGUCGCAGCCACAGCUGAAGCUCAAGGAGGCUCCUGUCAUCCGCAACAAAGUGAUUGCCAAUGCGUCCACUCAACAACAACAGCAGCAGCAGCAGCAUCCACCGAAUGGAGCCAUCAAUAUGCUGCCACAGAAGACCAUCACCAUGUUGCCACAGCAGCAGCAACAGCAGCAGCAGCAGCCGCCGCUCUUGAAGAGUGGUCCGCCACCGCUGAUCUUUGCCAGCUCCACAAAUCUGUUGGCCAGCAGCAGCAGCAACAGCAAUCAGAACAACAACAGCGGCAACAGUAGCAACAGCAACAGUAAUAGCAACCACAGCGGCAGCAACAUGAUGCAUGUGGCAAACAUGCUGCCAAUGCCACCAUUGCAGCCCCAGCAGCAGACGCAGCAGCCGCCACAGACGCAGCCGCAGCAGGUGCCACAACUGCAGCCCCAACAGCAACAGCAGCCACAGGUGCAGCAGCAACAGACGCAACAGCAGCCACAACCAGCGGCUCCGCCAGUGCCUGUCCUACCAACUGUGGCAGCACCAACACCAGUGCCACCAGUGGGAAUGGGAGUGCCAGGAAUCGGAAGUCUGAUGCCCACCCUGCCGACACCCGUGCUGCCCAGCCUGCCGCUGUUCAUGCCACCAAAACUGGAUGAACUGCCGCCGCUGAAGCCGAAAAUUGCACGCCUCUCCUUGUUCGUGCGCCAGCUGGAGGUCGACCAGGAGAGCUGCCUGAAGCCGGACUAUGUGAAGCCCUUCCGCACCAAAGACGAGGCCGUCAAGCGAUUGAUUAGGUACCACUGCAUGCACGAGAAUGACUUGGAGCUGCCCUCCGACGAGGAGGAGGAGUUUGAGGCCACCGCCCUGGGAUUCCAGGAUAAGUUCCGGCAAUUGAACGGAAAGUUCCACGAGAUACUCAUGCAGGAGUCCACUCUGCCGCAUCGCACCUCGGAGUCCCUGCAGAUGCAACAGCUGAUGAUCGAUGACCUCAAGGGGGAGAUCAAUGACAUUCGCACCGCGGAGAAGGAGCUGGAGCAGCAGCUGAAGGAGGAGCUAAGCAGCGAGAGAUUGGCCACAGAAUCCCAGCUUCAGAUCAAGGAGGAGAUCAAACAGGAGCCCCAAUCGAAGGCAGCCGGCGCAGUGGUGGACACGUUUGAUUUGCUCAAGAACAGCGCCGAUGUGAACAAGGCCUUCAGCAAGUCCCAGUCGCAGUCGCAUCCACAGACAGAAGCUGCAGCAGCAACAGCCGUGAAGCAAGAGGCGCCGGAGGAGGAGGAGGAGGAGCGGGAGCAACCCACAACCAAUGGCGAGGUGAAAAGAGAGAACCAAAGCAAGGAUUCGAGCGGUAGAUAUAUCAAAAAGGAUUACGGACACUUCGAUAUCGAGUCGGAGCUGCAGACCAGCUUCAUUCUGAAGAAGAUCGAGGCCAAGGCAAGGGCCAGCCAGAUGCCCUAUGGGGGCGAGAGAGCAAUGCAGGAGCAGCAGCAGCCACAACAGCAACAGCAGCAGCAGUCGAUGCAGCAGCAGCAACAUAUCAAAGGCAAUGGCGUGGAUCAACAUGUGGAGCAGGAGGAUGGCUGGUAUUGCCUUCAAAAUGAGCUCAAUCUGAUGAACAGCGAGGGAUUGCCGCAACAGCAGCAGCCAACGCCACAGGCACAGAUGAAUGGAAGACAGCACCAGCAUUGCCCCAUCAAUCGCCAGCAACAGCAGCAGCAGCAGCAGCAACAUUUCCUGGACACCUCCAAUGGUAGCGGAAUGAUGAACAACAGUAGCAAUCAAAUGGGGGAUCUAUUCCCCAACGGCUGUAUCGACAAGAGCAACCAGAGCUCGACGAGCAGCAGCAACAGCAGCACCUGCGGCAGCGACAACAACGCCCCCAGCGGCAGCGCCAGUGGCGUCGAUCCCAGCAAGCACAAUUCGAGCAUUGGCAACUCCUCGUGCAGCGGCCAGCGCCAGCAGCCGGUGGCCAUGGAUGCGGCGGAACAGAACCAGCAUCCGGCCAUCAGUGAGUUCUUCAGCAGCGACUCGGAUGUGCAAAAGUCGGUGGAGACGCGCCUGGAGGCCAUGUUCGGGGAGUCGCCGGUGCAUUUGGAUGUGAAGAACAGCAGCGAUGCCCACGACAUUGAAUCCAAUCUGGACGAGAUCUUUGGCGAUUCGAAAUCCCCAGAGGUCAAGAGCAAAUUGAACAUGUGGGUGCCAGAUGCCAGCUUCAUGCAGCAGCCGCAACCACAGCCACAGGCCCAACAGCAGCAGCAGCAGCAGUAUGCAGGACCACAGCAACAGCAACCAUCGCAGCAGCAGCAGCAGCAGCAUCACAUCGAACUGAAUUGCAACAAUAAUCCGAGGUGGAUGCAGAGCAUGGAGGCCCACUACAGCGACUUCAUGUCCAGCACCAGCAACGGCGACGGACCCGGCGCCCAGGGGGCGAUGCUCGUGAACGGGGGAGAGUCGCGCAAGCGGCACUGGGACAGCCAGAUGAUGGGCUCCAGCAGCGAGCUGGAAGACGACAACAGCAGCAAGCGGCUGUGCACGGGCUCCUCCUCGUCGUCGUCGCCCAUGUCCUCGCAGCAGCAGCAACAGCUCGUGGUGCCGCCGCACGGCCUUCUCGAUCCGGAGAUGCUGCUGCACGACGGCAUGGGAGUGGAGCCGGCCAACGGGCCCGCAGGCUUCUCCCAGAUGCUGCAGCAGCAGCCGCAACAGCAACAACAGCCGCCACACAACUUUGCCAAUCAUCAGGCCUACGCUAGCAUGAUGAACACCCAGCAACAGCAGCAGCAUUACCAGCACAGCAUGCAACAGCAGCUGCAGCAGCAGCAACAGCAUCCCCAGCAAAUGCACGUGAACCACUUGGGGGGACAGCCCGUGGUGACGGGGGAGUACGACGACGACAUUAGCCGGCAUGUGGCCAGUGCCAUUGACAGCAUACUGAACCUGCAGAACAGCGCCGACUCGCUGCAGUUCUCUCUGGGCUCGAUCCUGGGCGACAGCAUGCUGGAGGACCAGCGGCAGGGAGGCCAGGCCAAUCUGCCGAGCUGCCAGCAGGAGCAGCUGCAGCUGGCCCAUCAGCGUCGCCGGCAGCUCGGCGAGGAGAUGAACGACUGCCUGAUCAGCGGCGGGGGAUCGGCGGCCAAUGCCGUGGCGGACAACAGCAGCAACAUCCUGCUGGAGCAUCAUCACCAGCUGCAGAUGCAGAGCCACAGCGUUGUCCAGCCGCCGCAUCUGCAGCACCAGCACCACCAGAGCAUCGGACAGGCACCCUCCCAGCACUUGGUGGGGCAGCUGAAUGACUUUAGCUGCGUGGCCGCUGGCCUGGACGACCCCGUCAAGUCGAUAAUGACCUCUUGACUUGGACUCACCUCAACCGCCGGUGGAGGCGGAGCGGCUGCCCCGACAUCGGCGGCGGAGCUGGCCAACAGCCUGAUUCUUGAGUUCAAUGCCACCACCUUGUGAGCGUGGGCUGACAGCGACUUGAUGAUUGUAUAGAAAAAAACGCCCCUCAAACCCCCCCCCCCCACCAAAAAAAAAAAAAAAAAGAAAUUUUAAAUUUGUUUCGUGUUUUUUCCCCAUUUAUUUUAGACCAUAAGCUUACAAAUUUUAGCCUAAAUUGUUUUAUACUUAUUCUGUUUGUAUUUUUUAGUCCAAUAUUUUUUGUACAAAUUCUGAACCACUCGCUGCUUAUUAUUGGUUACUUAAAGAAACGAGAGGAAGGAAAAGGGAAAGUGAAAGAAAAGAAUACCCAAAUAGAUGGCCAAGAAAGAAGGAAGUGAAAGGAAAGCAAUUGACGCGGCGAAUUGAAAUGCAAACUAAACGACGAAUAGCAUACAAUGCUCUCACGGAACACCCCCUAAUAUAAUAAAUUAUAUAGUUACACUAGACAAUUUAUAUUCAUAUAAAACAAAGAGAAAUGGGAGAAGAGUGAACGAAGAACCAAGAAGGUAACGGAUACGCGCAAAGAAAUGGAAAGAAAACAUAACGAAUUGGUUGUAUAAUUAAUUCCGUAAUUAAGUUGAACUUGAAGCAAUUCUGUGGAACAAUUGAAAUCGAAAAUGUCGCCAAUGCACGUGUUCAUAUAGGGAGAGAGGAAGAGAGGCGGAGGAGCAAUCAAAUCAAUCAACCACACCAGAAGAUAGAUCCUUCCCUUAUGUACGAGUAUUACUAAAGAGAUUGUGUAUAUAGUUUGAGCAGUUUCAGGAAUGGAAUAUAAGUUGAUAGGAAUUUUAACAGGAAGAUAGCAGAUAGCAGAUAGCAGAUACGUAAAGCGCUUUACUUUCCAUAUGGCUGCUUCUGAUAUUACAAACGAAUCAAGAAACAAACCUAUGGACGUGUGCUCAAUUUGAAUGAAAUGAAGAGUCAGUCGGGAGAAUGACGAGCAGGAGGAGGGAUAUAUUUCGGCAAUGCUAUGGAAAGAUCUUAGGGAUUUAAGCACGAGCAAACCGUACAGCAGCUCUGGCAACUACGAAGCAAACCAAAAGCAGUUCAAAAAUCACAAUUUUAGCCAAUUUAGUUUAAACAUUUAUAAAUUAUUGAAUCUAUAAUGUAAUAAUACUAUCUUCUACACUUCAAUGGAACGGAUGGAUCGAUGAGAGGAACAAACAAAAUGGAAAUUUAACGAAUCGUAUCAAUUGUAUCUUGAUCUUGCGACAAAUCUGACUUGUGAUUUGUGCCACGUUUUAAAUAUAGAUGUCUGAUUAGCUUGUAAAACAUAAUUAAUAACUACGAUUAAAAGUCUAAACACAGUAAGACACUACGAAGUUUAUCCAAAAACAAAAAAAAACAAAAAACAAAAACAAAAAAGCAAAAACGAAUUAAUGAAAGAGCAAAGCAAUUGUAAUGUUUCCAAGCAAUUACAAUACUAACUACUACUUUAAUACCACCACCAAAACAAAACAAAACAAAACAAAAACAAAAAACACCUACUAUGAUACGUACUUCCAGACGGACGGAAUGGAAUGGAAUGAAAGGGAAUGGAAUGGAAUGGAAUGGAAGGGAAAUGCUUGUAUUACGUAUGUAUAGUCAGUAAGGGAACUUUCAAGAGGUAUCAUUAAUCUAAGAUGUGCUUCAAUAUUCGGGCCUCCAUGACCCCCUAACGAUCCCAUCCCAUCCCCAUCCCUUGUGUCCCUUAUGUGUUGCUUCAACUAGAAGUUCCGGCACUUUCUAGUUAUUAUUCAAAGACAAAUAACUUUCGUGUAAAAAUGUACAUGUAAUAGAAUAAUUUAAGUUUGGAAAAACCUCAAAAACUGAAUAAAUUUAAAUCUAUUGCUAGAUUAUUAAUGCGAAUUGUUUUAAGUUGUAUUUAGAACAAGACUCAAGAGAACUCAGAUUACCCCCGACAUCCGACACCCGACACCCAUCCACAACAGACACCCGUCGCCCGUCAUAAGAAUUGUUCAGCUAAAAAUGUGUCUAAAUGUAAUGUAAAACAUAAAGAGAAAACUAAAGAUUUUAAUAGAAAGAAAAACCAGGCAUCAUCGGCAUAAGGAGAGAGAGUAAAAAAAGAGAAACAAGAAAGUAAAAACAGUUUAAUAUUUCAUAGUUUAUUAAGCCCAUCCAUUCAUAGUCGUCAUAAACAUUAAGUUCAUAAAGAAAACUAAUAUAUCAUCCCUAUGCUCUUUGAGUAACGGGGAGAUAACAAACAUAAAAUCUCACUGAAAACGAAACGAAACGAAACGCAACAAGUAACAGAGAAAUCAGAGAAAACCCAGCUAAAAGUGAAAGGAAAAUGCAAUCAAAGCUCAUGCAUUUCAUGCGUUUGUACUGGGUGACAACGUUCUUAGGAAAAUAAAGAAAAUUCCAUACAAUUUUAAAAA
Messenger RNA from Drosophila persimilis, 12443 nucleotides. RefSeq lists its product as uncharacterized. Gene Ontology annotation, biological process: positive regulation of DNA-templated transcription. Gene Ontology annotation, cellular component: SWI/SNF complex. The transcript is spliced from 9 exons. Lineage: Eukaryota; Metazoa; Arthropoda; Insecta; Diptera; Drosophilidae. The record is from RefSeq and is a predicted model, not a curated record.